Messenger RNA from Annulohypoxylon truncatum, 3068 nucleotides. RefSeq lists its product as uncharacterized. Gene Ontology annotation, molecular function: protein binding. The coding region runs from base 1 to 2688 and encodes 895 amino acids. The record is from RefSeq and is a predicted model, not a curated record. NCBI's taxonomy places the organism in Eukaryota, Fungi, Ascomycota, Sordariomycetes, Xylariales, Hypoxylaceae. The transcript has 6 exons.
AUGUUCCGGAUCAACCACAUAUGGCGCAUCAUCUUUCUUGGCACUCCACACUUUGGACAACCUCAUUCUGACAAUGACAAGGACCCGAUACGAGGUCUGAACUUGAGCGCCGAGGCCUUCACACUGCUUCACAGAAGUGCUUCCCAGUUCUUUGAGAUUCUCAAGCAAAUUGAUACAGAAAUACAGGUUCUUUCUGGAUUUCAAACAUCCCCUAAGAAGAAACUUCUAUGGCUUAAGCCUGAGAAAAGACAUUCUAUUAAAAUGAUUGUUGAUCAGUCUCGUGCCCGAAUUGGUUUCAAGAACGAGAUUGUUUCUCCUAUAGACAUGGACCUACCAAAAGUUUUGGACGGAGUUACACCGUCCACAUUUCGAAAUCUGAUAAAUGAAAAUAUUGUCAAGGCAAUUGAAGAUUACCAAAAAUGGGUAGUCACAGCUAGAACUUCAACCCUAGCAUUUCCAGGCGAAGGAAACUCAAGUGUUGCGAUUCGAACUCCAAGUACAAGUACAAGUUCAGGUUUAAUUAGCAGCACAAACGCCAAUUCCGAUGAACGCCAACCACAAAUCAUUCGUACUCCAUUGAUUUACCCGAACAAUUUCCUAAAUCAGCAACCUAGCCACUUCCAGUCGCGUCCCGAGCUGCGAUCUCAGAUUGAAGAUUCUCUGAUUCCUUCCGAUACGCAGUCAUGUACUGGGUCAAGCCUACGUACUUUCAUAAUCACCGGAUUAGGGGGGAUGGGGAAGACGGAACUGGCUCGUGAUUUCGCUAUUACCCAUCAGCACAAGUUCGAAUUAAUCUUAUUCCUAGUGGUAGAUCACAAAGAGAGGAUCUCGCAGCAAUACACUAAUAUAGCCACUCGUCUUGGCCUUGUGAAAAGGGAUACUACAGACGCGGAAGAUGCUAGGGAAAAACUCAAGGCAUGGUUGAGAAAUCCUGUCAGAUACUUGGGUAGUCAGAAUCCCGGCUCCGAAUCUGCCACCGAUGGUGCUGUACCAAUAGGGGAGGGCGAAAACACCAAGGUUAGUUGGUUAUUGAUUUUCGAUAAUGCUGAUACGCCCUUAGUAUUGAAGGACUUCUGGCCUACGAUGGGGCUUGGAUCUGUUUUGGUCACAAGCCGAGAUGCAACGACGGCGACUCACCAUUUCCCUACCUGUAACAGUUUGGUCCUGAAACCACUCGGAGCACAACAGGCCAUCGCUCUUCUAAAAGUGAUAUCUCGAUCCAACAGCGAUACAACAGAAAAUAAUAAUGCAGCAUUGGCAAUCACUCGGCGAUUAGACGGGCUUCCCUUGGCUAUAUACCAAAUCGGGUCGAUUAUCGCAAGGCUCCAUCUUUCUCUGACUGAAUUUGUCCGUGAUUACGUUCAUGCCUUCCAAUACUAUCAACUUUACGACGAACGACCUCGCUUUGUUGAAUCGCCUGACGAAUGUGGAUAUGAGCACAGCAUAGGAUCUGUGUGGGCAUUUGAAGAACUAGAACGUAACGACAAACCAGGAUUGCAACUUCUCAACGUCAUGUCUAUGCUUGAUCCAACUUGUAUACACGAGGAGGUCAUGUUCCAUAGCCUAAAUGACGAAACAAAACCUUCUUAUCCCCAUACGAAAGACGAAUACCACCACGCCGUUGCAAGACUCAUCGAACGGUCUUUAAUACAGAAAGAUUCUGGGGAUGGCAGUGCGUCUCUAUGCCUUCACCGGCUUGUACAAGACGUGGCGAGAGCUCGUAUGGCUAAUAAUAUUACCGAGUUAAUGUCUUCUUUCAAUAUCGCAUGGGGAGCUGUGGCAAAGGUUUUCCCGUAUAGGGAUGAAGAAAUGAAUACCGCAGGGUCAAUAAAGCGCUGGAAAGGUUGCGCUAGCAUGUAUCCGCAUGUAGUGCGUUUGAGCCAAGUGGCGCAAGAGAUACGGGGUACCCAUCCGGACCAAACUUUUCCCCUUGAUUUCUUAAACCUACUCUAUGAGGCAUCAUGGUGGCAAUGUGAAAGAGGAGAUGCCGCUGAAGCAAAACCACUUGCUGAUCUCGGGAGGGAUAUCUGCGACUCACUCUCACCACCGGACCCAAGUAAUACUCGUCCGGGUAUGCGCGAUUCACUUCAAUCUUGCCAAACGAAAUUUUGGGCUUGUCAGAUUAUAAUGGCUUUGAAUAUUGGUGACUCUAAUACCGCUUUUCACUACUCUCUUUUGCGAUACCAAUGGGCAGAGAGAGAACAUAAAUUUCAUGGCAAGAUCAACGGUUUUCUCACAUCCACCUAUAAUACCCUUGGUCAAUCCUACGCUUUGAUCCGUUCUUUUGAUAAGGCAGUUGAAUAUCUGGAAAAAUCUGCGGAGCUGAGAAGAAAGAUGCCUGACUUCCGUGAGGAUUGGCUCUUUUCUCCAUUCUACCAUCUCGGAGUCACGUACUCUUGCAUGGGGCGGUUCGAUGAUGCGGCUAAAUACCUGCAAAAAGCCAUCGCCGACCGUGAAGCUCACCUCGGGCCUAGUGAUCGGGAGUCAAGUCGUACAGGUUCGCUACAUUACGCGCUCGGGAACGUCUACAGUGCUCAAGGCUUCGGUGAUCAAGCUUACGCGGAGCAUCAUAGGGCCUAUAUGCAAUGUCGACAGACAGCUGGAGAGACAGCGCUUGCAACACUGAGGUGCUCGCAAAAGCUUGCGGAACAUUACGAACGGUAUGGGUAUGAUGGCUCGUCACGGUAAUUUUUCUCCACAGUCCACUUUUUUACACCUCCUAAUAAUCAUAGGCAAUAUCUACAACCCAUUCUGGAUUGUUGUGGUGACAGAUCGGAUCGUAAACGUGAAGUAGCACAGGCUGCAUUUCUGCUUUCGCGAAUCUUAGAACGGCAGGGCGACUAUGAGGGAAGCAGGAAACAACGCGAACGGGCAAUAAGUAUCUACUACAGCCUGCGUCCAGGAAACAAGCGAAUGAGCGACUCGCUUACGCUAAGCGAUAUAAAGCAGCUUGUAUACUAUGAUUGUUUGCCUUGAAUUUAAGAGAGGUCAUGUCAUGACGGGAUGAAACAAAUGUCUUCCAAACUGCCUCAAUCUUACAAUUGUCGUGGAUCUCUCACAAGUCGCCC